AUGUUUUUAUUAACAAGGCACAGUGUCUUACAUAAGUGCCUCAAAAUUUUGAGGUUAACUGUAGUAGACUUUAGUAGUUUGCCCGAUAUAAAAAAGUUAAACAUUGUGAGAACAGUGGAAAAGACGAUAGAUAAUAAUACAAGCAUCUUUAUAGAGAGUCCUAUUCAUGUUAAGGUACAACCCAUAGAUGUGAAUGAUAUUAAAGCCCACAACAAACUUACAAUGACUUUGUACAGUGAAGGUAAUGAUGCAAGCGAUUUUCAAGUAAAACAGACUUCUAAACGGUUAGAACUAUUGAAUAAGAACACUUCUUCGGAUAGGAAUGACGUCUGCGUGAUCCAAGUGCCAUAUAAAUUGAAUGUUCAGGUCACAACUACUGAUAGUGCUUCAGUACAUUUAGCAAAAUUGGAAGGACCAGAAUUUGUUGUAAAAACCCAAAAAGGAAAUGUGAACGUUACAGAUAUAAAAGCCGACAAUAUUAAAGUGAAAAGUACAGAAGGUGAAAUACAAACAGGUGGUAAGCUUCAGGCCUCAAAUAUUGAAUUGAAAACCAGUCUAAACUCAGGGAUAAAAUGUCACAACAUUAUGGCUAAUUCUUUUAUAGUAAAAACACAUGCUGGUCCAAUUGCUGUUAAGUCGUGUUACAGUGAUAAAUCUCACUUUACUACCCUUAUGGGUAAUAUUCGUCUGGAUCACUUGCACAGAUCAGUAAUGAUAGAUGUAAUUAAACAGGGCAAUCUGUAUAUAACCGGUUUUUGUGGAAACUUACAAGCAUCUUUAAAAAGUGGAGAUGUGUUUAUGCAUGCAUCACAAUUGACAGACAAAAGCAGUAUAUUCAUACAUGAAAAGGGUAAGGUCGAGUUGCUUAUGCCUGAUAUUAUUAAUAAUUUGCCAGCCACCAAUUUAAUAGCUGAGAAAAUAACAGUUGAUGACAAAAUCUUGAAGCUGGGAAGGUUUAUGGAUGACUCGCAUCCAAAACGGUUUAGGUUUGAAAGAGAUUCACCCAGUGAAUUGCAUAUAGUAUGUAGGAAUGGUACCAUUGAACUGAAAGAGACAAAUUUACCUUUUAUUGUAUAA
Molecule: messenger RNA, 1077 nt
Organism: Parnassius mnemosyne (clouded apollo)
Lineage: Eukaryota; Metazoa; Arthropoda; Insecta; Lepidoptera; Papilionidae
Source: the annotation of a GenBank genome assembly